AUGUGCCUGACCUAUCUUGUGUAUUGCGCCUGGAUGUUGCGAAAUAUCCCGAUAUACGAAGGCCUCUGCAAGAUGCUGAAGAAGGAGCCCGUCAUCCCGGAAGAGGUCGACGAGGACGACGACGACAUGCAGGGGGCCAUUUAUUAUGACCCAGUCGAGGUCCUGUGGCGCGUCACCAUGCCCGAUCACGAUCGCAGGCCAUUCGCCUGCUUCUCGGCCUCCCUCCUCAACAUCGCCGUGUUGUCGUACGUGAUGGUGGACGCCGCGACGCGCUUCGGAUGCAUCACCGGCAUCCCGACGCUGUUCAUGGGCCUGGUCUUCCUCGCGGCGGGAACGUCCAUCCCCGACGCCUUCGCGUCCAUGGCCGCCGCGCGCCGCGGCGAGGGGGACAUGGCCGUGUCCAACGCCCUCGGCUCCAACAUAUUCGACAUCCUGCUCGGCCUCGGGUUCCCGUGGCUCAUCGCGCUCCUGCUCGGGAAGCCGAUCGUGUUCCUCGGGGUCAACAGGCUGCUGACGUGGGUGCUGAUCCUCAUCCUGGUGCUCUUCCUCUUCAUGGGCGUGGUCGUGCUGAGCGGCUGGAAGCUCAACCAGAAGAUGGGCCUCGUCCUCGGCUUCAUGUACGUCGGGUACGUCCUCUUCGGGCUCCACCAGUCGAACACGGGGGGGAAGCUCCACUGA
Prorocentrum cordatum is the source of this 678-nucleotide messenger RNA. Lineage: Eukaryota; Dinophyceae; Prorocentrales; Prorocentraceae. The record is from the annotation of a GenBank genome assembly.